Molecule: messenger RNA, 1473 nt
Organism: Hypoxylon trugodes
Lineage: Eukaryota; Fungi; Ascomycota; Sordariomycetes; Xylariales; Hypoxylaceae
Product: Snf7 family protein
Exons: 2
Coding region: 431-1135 (234 amino acids)
Biological process (GO): endosome transport via multivesicular body sorting pathway; protein transport; late endosome to vacuole transport
Cellular component (GO): multivesicular body; ESCRT III complex
Source: RefSeq, a predicted model, not a curated record
AAAUUACAUAAGCUGUACGUAGAAAGUCAAACCUUGCUACCAAAUGCUUAAUAAGUGGAUUUGCUCUUGCACCGUGCUAGAGAUACGGUUUGGCACUUAGCGGGGUUAGGCUGUUCCUGAAUCCGCAUCCCUCCUUGUCAGCCCGCCAGGCCGCUGCUCGCCCAGACCAACGUCAUUUAGAUCGCAUUAACCUGCAUUACCCUAUUAUCCAUCUCUCUAUUAUUCCAUCAGGUCCACUAGAUCCAACCACUACUCUACCUACAUGUAGAUUUGGUAUACAGCUACCCUUAUUGAAUUGAGGGUGCUCUGCCAGAUCCUAAUACAAGGCUCCCCGGUAGGAGCCGCCCUCAUUGAAGCUUCAUCCAACCCAACCAAGUCGAAUUAUAUCUCCUGAUCUCCUAAUAUACCCCCUAACACCGCUUCUCCCAAGAUGGAGAGCCUCAAAUCGCUCUUCGUCAAGCCGGAUCCCAAUGCCCAGAUGCGAAAAUGCAACGCCCUAAUCCGCUCCAACAUCCGCAAACUCGACCGCGACAUCAGCCAAGUCAAACAAGUCGAAAUCAAGACCAAAAACCUAAUCGUCCAAGCCGAUCGCCGGGGACAGCGCAACCCGCAACAAGCACGGCAAGCCCAACGCGAAGCGCGUGAUUUCGCGCGCGAACUGCUACGAGCGCGCCGGACAUCGCAAAGAUUAGUUACGUCGAAGGCGCAGCUUGCGUCCGUGCAGAUGCAGGUCAAUGAAGCGUUUGCGGUGCGCAAGAUCGAGGGGAGUAUUCGCGCUUCGGUGGGUGUUAUGAAGGAUGUAAAUGCACUUGUGAGGCUGCCACAGCUUGCGGGCACGAUGCGGGAGUUGAGUGUUGAGUUGAUGAAGGCUGGUGUUAUUGAGGAGAUGGUGGGCGAGAGUCUGCCGGUUGAUGAUAUGCUUGAGGAUGAAGAGGAAGAGGCUGAGGGUGAGGUUGAUAAGGUGCUUGGUGAAAUAUUGAAGGGCAAGAUGGAUAAGGCGGGACAGACGCCUGCGGAGGUGCCGGCGCAGCCAGAACCAGAGCCUGUUGCGGCGCAGAGAUUGGACGAGGAAGAGGAAGACCAGGAGGCCAUGAUGGAUCAGAUGAGGAACAGAUUGGAAGCUUUGAGAAGCUAGACCAGCGAAGAAGAUGGACGAGUCGUUGUUUGAAGUCUAUCUACUAGAUACUUUGGGAAGAAACAACCUUACUGUUCUUGAGUCAUAAUUCGUAUCGGCGUUACGGAGUAGCAUCUACCGGGUUACGAUCACGAUCAUCAUCAUCAACAUCAUCGUUAUUGCUAUCAUUGUCGGAUUGGGUAGGCAACAGUACUUAGUAUUCAGAUCAUGAUGUUUUCUCGAAGCAAGAACAGACGGCCAGGACGCUCGCGUAUAUACAAUUACUAAGUUCGAUGUCUAUCUAGAAUUAGAUUUUAUACAUGGAUCGGCGCUUUUUACUAUUUUAUCACGGGGCCUAU